Anopheles bellator is the source of this 1272-nucleotide messenger RNA. RefSeq lists its product as uncharacterized. The transcript has a single exon. Gene Ontology annotation, biological process: developmental process; regulation of transcription by RNA polymerase II. Lineage: Eukaryota; Metazoa; Arthropoda; Insecta; Diptera; Culicidae. The record is from RefSeq and is a predicted model, not a curated record. Gene Ontology annotation, molecular function: protein dimerization activity; RNA polymerase II transcription regulatory region sequence-specific DNA binding; DNA-binding transcription factor activity, RNA polymerase II-specific. The coding region runs from base 1 to 1272 and encodes 423 amino acids.
AUGUCGUCGAUCAACGGCGGCGUGGAUCCAUCGAUGCGGCGUGGCAGUCUGGUGACGUCACUCAACCCCACGCCCCAGCACAAGCGGGCCAAGCUGAAGGAGAACCCACCCCCCGGACUGGACCACCAGAUGGUGGUGACCCCGACCUCCGGGCUGCUCCCGAAGCGGAAGCUCCCGCUCGGGAACUUCAUGUCGGACAACAUCAUGCCGACGGUGACGGUGCCACGGCCCCGGAAGGAGUCACUGGUGGCCAGCGGGCGGAAGCGGUCCAGCGGGGGCGCCGGGGACCUCGUGGUGUCAGCGGUCGAGCGGCGCAACGCCCGCGAACGCAACCGGGUCCAGCAGGUCAACAAUGGGUUCGCGGCGCUCCGCGAGCGCAUCCCGGACGAGAUAGCGGCGGCGUUCGAGGCGACGACGCCGCCGGUGACGGGCGGCCGGGGGAUCCACAAGAAGCUCAGCAAGGUCGAAACGCUCCGGAUGGCGGUCGAGUACAUCAAGUGUCUGGAGCGUGUCCUGGCGGUCACCGGACGGUCCCCGCCGCCGCAGGACCACGAUGGGCUGGAGCUGCCGGCGACUCCACCGCCGGAACCUUCGCCAGUCCACGGUCCACUGGUGCCACCGGCCAACUUCUUCCUCGCCAUCAAACCUCGCCGGGCCAUCCUCGCUGGACCCGAUGCUGAGGACGCGGGGAGUGGCAAAGGGGGGCAGCUGGUGACGGCGCCACGCUUCGAUCAGACGCAGAUCACCAUCAUCAACGGGCACCAGUACAUCCGCAUCCCGGGGACCAACACGUUCCAGUUCCUCGACCCCGAGAGCCUCUACGGGGAGGACGUGGUGGGAGCUGGAACUGGAGAGUAUAGCGACGGGGAGGACGAGGGGUCGUGCUCGAGCAACGUCGGGGAUCUGCUGAGCGAGUCGUCCGCUAUCGUCGCCCUGUCACCGCAGAGUAACUUCACGCUCGAGCCGGACACCGACUCGAAGCGGGACCUGGACCCAUCCUGCUAUCUCCACGUCGCUUGUCAGCCCACGGACGACUCACCGCCGGCCGGACAAGACGAUGGUGAGCUGUUGGACCAACACCAGCACCAGUUCGAUGCCGAUCUGCUGCUGAUCAAGUCCGAGCUGGAGUCCGACGCGGAUGCCGAUCUGGCGGACGAUCCGGCGUUUCUCAGCUGGAUCGAGGUGAACCAGCAGCUCCAACUGCAGCAGCAGCUCCAGCUCCAACACCAGCAGCAACAUCUUCAACUGCACCCGCAAGCCAUUCUCGAGUAG